AACAGGCUACAAAAAAAAAAAAAAAAAUUCUUAAUAUAGAGACAUUUGUUAAACAUAAUAAUUACAUAGAUACAUUUGUUCAUUUGUUCUUAUUUGACUGUGGUUUUUAAAAAUAUUUUGUUAAAUAGGAGUUUACUUUGUAGACAGUUCACUGUAAUAAGAUUUUCCAACAUUUGAGAUUCAAAUUUAAUUAACAAUAAACUUUAAUCUUUGGGCAAAUAUAAAAUUUAUACAACACAAUACAUAGAACCUCAAAAUAAAUUUUAUUUAAAUAGGUGAAAAUAAAAUUUAAUGAAGAAAUAAGAACAGCUGUAUACAUUGAAAUUUUUAUUAAGACAUAAAUGAUAAGAUAUACAAUACACAAUAUUUGAUCCAACAUCUUAACAGAUUUAAAAGUCGAAAUAAUGUCCAAGCGAGUAACAAAUGAUCGCCCUGAUUAUUCUGACCCCACUGAUGAUAGUGAUGGUAGUGAUUUUGAUGAAGUGAAGAAAAAAACUAUAAUGGUAGGUAGUGAUUAUCAAGCACAAAUUCCUGAUGGAUUGUCCAAGUAUGGAGAUGAUCCACCAUACCAAAAUGUUGAUAAACUUCUCUGGGACCCUCAUAAUACGACUGAUGCAGUUAUUGCAGACUAUCUUCAUCAUAUUCAUCAAAUUUCUCAUGGUACAAUUAUAUUACCCAAAGGUAAGCAUGUACGAGAUGAUGAAAACGCACUAUUUUUACUUUUGCAAUGUGGAUUUAAUACUGAAGAAGCAUUGCGUCGAGUUUCAUUAAACGAUCAAAUGUUUGGUCGAAGAGCCAUGAUGGUUUGGUCAGAAGAAGAAUGCAAAAAUUUUGAAAAUGGCAUUCGUUGCUUUAAUAAAAACUUUUAUCUGAUUCAACAACAUAGAGUAACUACAAGAACAGUUGGUGAACUUGUUCACUUUUAUUAUUUAUGGAAAAAGACAGAAAGGCAUGAUGUAUUUGCUAGUAAAGAACGACUUGAAAAGAAAAAAUAUGCUCUUCAACCAGGUAUUACAUUUUAUGAAGACGGAGAAAACUCUGUACUAAAUCAAAAGACAAAUCAAGUUGGUAAUUGUUUAAUUUACUGUGAUCCAAAACGAUUACAACGAAUGGAAACAUCAGGUGUACAUGUCACUCUAGUGGAUAACUAAAGGGUUUGUUAAAAAUUAGCUUAUUAAUGUUAAUAUAUUUAAGUAUAAAUAAGACGUUCCUCUAACUAUUUACUAUACCUAACUAUUUGUUUAUUAAGUUAUUUAAAAUGAGGAUAUACUACAUUUUUAUCAAGUAUUAAUAUUUUAACUUCCAAAUUACUAUGUAAUUUUUAAAAUUAAAAAGCCAUGUUUUAUUUUAAAUAGGAUUUCUAUAUUAUAGACAUCUUAGUGGUUAGUAGUAUAUUAAAGGCAAUUUUAAGCAAAAUUUAAUACCUAACAGGGUAAAUUCAACAGUUUGUAAAACUGUAAUUUAUUUUCUGAUAUUUUAACUAGUGAUUAUUAUCAUAAGCUAAUAGAAAACAUUAAUAUAUUCAAAUCAAAUAUUUUUAACUGUUAAAAUUGAAAAGUAAUCAAUAUUUAUUCCGUUACAUAAUUAUUAACUAAUUUAUUUAAUUAAUAUUAAGAAAUCAUAACAAAUAAUAAAACUAUAUAAGUACCACAUAUUUACUAAACAUAAAAUAUGCUAGUUUUAUUGUGUAAACAGUAUAAUAAUUAAGAGUUUUUAAAUUAUAAUUUAAGAUAAAUAUCUAAAUAUUAUUUAUUAAUUAUUUUUGAUGUACCUAUAUCAAAUAUAUGUAUGUAUAAUAUAGGUGUAUAAUGUAUUUAUUUAAUUUUUUUAUAAAAAUACCUAACUUUAAACAUUUAAUUGGUAAAGUAAUUCACUUUAUAUUUAAUUUAUACCAGUCCUUAUAAAAAUAUACUUCACACUUAUUGUCUUAAUAUAAUAUUUUUAUACAUUUGCUUUCUUAUUAAAAUAGUUUUUUGUUAGUGGAGCGUUUUAAAAUUCUAAAUAUUAUGAUUAUUAUGUUUAAUCAUUAAUUCAAAUUGUUGUACAAAUAGAUUUUAGGAAUAAAAAAUGUAUUUGUCCAUUAUAUUAGAUAAAUAACUCUGCAGGUAGUAUGUUUAAAGAAAUAAAAUAUACUAUACUUACAUUAUUUGUUGUAAGAUAUCUACAUUUUAUUAUCAAAUGGUUAGUAUUACUUUUUAUAUUUUUGGUUACAAUAGAAAUCACAUUUAUUUAGGAACAAAUAAUGUUAGCUAAAUAGUAAUAGGUAUCUACCUAUGUUGACUGAUAUUAUUUCGACAAAAUGUAAAAAUAAUUUUACUAAAUAUUACGCUUUUGACCAUUGUGCUUUCUGGAUUCCUAUUUUAAUUUCUUAAUUCUUUACCUAUGUCAAUUUGAAUGUUAUAAUUUUUUUCUAUUAUUCUUGUCUAAUGUGUAUUUAUUUAUUUUUUUUUUAUUAUGUAUUUUAUUUUACUAUAAAGAAAAUAUGAUUGUAACAUAUUUGUAAAUUAAAAAACAACAAUUUGUAAAGCAAAAUGUACAUUUUGUCUUCUAUAUUUUUUAUGAAUUAUUUUUUACAGAGUACAUACUUUUAUUUUUUAAUAUAGGUAUGAUUUAAACUGA
Messenger RNA from Aphis gossypii (cotton aphid), 2619 nucleotides. Its product is annotated as mesoderm induction early response protein 1-like. Lineage: Eukaryota; Metazoa; Arthropoda; Insecta; Hemiptera; Aphididae. The transcript is spliced from 2 exons. Gene Ontology annotation, biological process: negative regulation of transcription by RNA polymerase II. Gene Ontology annotation, cellular component: nucleoplasm. The record is from RefSeq and is a predicted model, not a curated record. Gene Ontology annotation, molecular function: transcription corepressor activity; histone deacetylase binding. The coding region runs from base 405 to 1151 and encodes 248 amino acids.